AUGAAUCAUCAUCAAUUGUCAUCAUUAUUUUUGUCUUCAAGAAUUUUAGGCUAUACCCCAGAUCUGGAUUCCGAAACGGUUGAUGAUGCGUUUGCCCGAGCCUUCAAAGUCUGGAGCGAUGUCACGCCGCUGGAAUUCUCCCGAAUUCAUGAUGGAGAGGCAGAUAUCAUGAUCAACUUUGGACGAUGGGAACAUGGGGAUGGGUAUCCUUUCGAUGGUAAAGAUGGUCUCCUGGCUCAUGCUUUUGCCCCUGGACCAGGAGUUGGCGGUGAUUCCCAUUUUGAUGAUGAUGAAUUUUGGACUUUGGGUGAAGGCCAAGUGGUCAGGGUGAAAUACGGCAAUGCGGAUGGAGAAUACUGCAAAUUCCCCUUCCUAUUUGGUGAGAAGGAAUACAACAGCUGCACUGAUGCAGGGCGAAGUGAUGGGUUCCUGUGGUGCUCAACUACCUACAACUUUGAUACAGAUGGCAAAUAUGGAUUCUGCCCCCAUGAAUCUCUUUUCACCAUGGGUGGAAACUCGGAUGGGCAACCGUGCAAAUUCCCCUUCCUGUUUGAGGGAAGAUCCUUUGAUGGCUGCACCACAGAAGGAAGACAAGAUGGGUAUAGAUGGUGUGGCACUACCGAAAAUUACGACCAGGAUAAGAAAUUUGGAUUUUGUCCAGAGACAGCAAUGUCUACCGUGGGUGGAAACUCUGAAGGACAGCCGUGUGUUUUUCCUUUUAUAUUCCUUGGGAAUAAAUAUGAUUCUUGUACUACUUCGGGACGGCAAGAUGGGAAGAUGUGGUGCUCUACAUCUAGUAACUAUGACGAAGAUCGCAAAUGGGGAUUUUGUCCGGAUCAAGGGUACAGUCUUUUCUUGGUGGCUGCUCAUGAAUUUGGCCAUGCAAUGGGACUCGAACAUUCUGAAGAUCCUGGCGCACUCAUGGCCCCCAUCUACACCUAUACCAAGCACUUCCGUCUUUCUCAAGAUGACGUUCAAGGAAUCCAAGAACUUUAUGGGGGUUCUACUGAUGUUGGGCCAGGACCAAAGCCAACCCUUGGACCUGUCACUCCUGAACUUUGUGGCCAAGAUCUUGUCUUUGAUGCUGUGGCUCAAAUGAGGGGUGAAAUCUUUUUCUUCAAAGACAGAUUCUUCUGGAGAACAGCUAAUGAACGGAGCCGACCAACCGGACCUUUGCUCAUUGCUGUUUUUUGGACUGACCUUCCAGAAAAAAUUGAUGCUGUCUACGAAGCCCCUCAGGAAGAGAAGUCAGUAUUUUUUUCAGGAAACGAAUACUGGGUUUAUACCGCCAGCACCUUGGAAAGAGGCUAUCCAAAGAGACUUACCAGCCUCGGGCUGCCUCCUGACGUGCAACGUGUCAAUGCUGCAUUUAACUGGAGCAAAAACAAGAAGACAUACAUCUUUGCAGGAGACAAAUUUUGGAGAUACAAUGAAGUGAAGAAGAAAAUGGAUCCUGGCUUCCCUAAAUUAAUUGCAGAUGCCUGGAAUGGCGUCCCAGAUAAUUUAGAUGCUGCCCUGGAAGUCAGCGGAAGUGGCCACAGCUACUUUUUCAAGGACUGGUACUACCUGAAACUGGAAGAUCAAAGCUUAAAGAUUGUGAAAGUCGGCAAUGUGAAAUCAGACUGGCUGGGUUGCUGAGCAAAGCACAUCCCUUCCUAACCAACCAUGUAUAUCUGUUUUGAUGUGUAAGAGUCCUAUGUCUUACCCCACCAUUAGAAAUAGAGCUAUAUCCUAAUUCAGGGGCUUGUCUGGUACCAGCCCAACCUAUUCAAUACCACUACUUGAUACAACGGUUUCAGAUCUGAGAAAGCACAGUGACUUGGAAGCAAGUCCCAUCAAAUCCUUCCUUCUCAAAACCUUUAGUACUCAGAAUUCCUAGAUCUGACAUUUCUUCUCCCUUCAUGCCAAAAUUUAAGCCAUAUAGACCUGAUAUUAUGGUUCAGUAUUCCCUGCUAAGACACCAUAACAACCAUCUUGUUCCCAUUUUUGAAAACAUCAUUAGCAAACCGUAUGCGGAGAUCAACAUAUACCCCUAAAUGUAGAUAGUUAGCAUGCCAGGAAGUUGAUGGCGUCAACGUUGACUCCCUACAUGCCACUCUUCUAAAUUUAGAGAGAAGAAAAAUUGAGAGUUUAGGCUUUUUUUAUUAUUAUUACAGCCUGGAAGAAUCAAAUCCAGCAAUAUACAGACCUUGUUCUUUCCUGUCAGGUUGGACAUGAAAUGAAAUUAUACCUGCAUCCCAAAUCUUGAAAAAGGUCCAAUUACAGAAGCUUUGAAAAAGCCUCCAGGCCUUCCAACCUACCUGAAAGCUAACUAUGGAAAGGAGAACUUUUACAUUCUGAAUUUGGCCUCUGUACUUUCCACAUUUCCUUGGGGGUCUUAUCAGUUUAAGUUCAGAUUUGCCCCAAAGGGUCUGCUUUUUCCAUGAAGGGCUUUAAAUCCUGCCGUUCCUUAGCAGUUCAUUUGUGAUUCCCUGUUUCUUGACACAGCGUUGCAAAAGAAAAAAGAAAAGAAAAAACCCAGCCGAUGCAAGGCACAGGUUGCCUGCCUGGGGAAAUUGUGUUAAGCACUGAAAUGCAAUGAAGUCACGGGGAAGAAGCUUGCUUUUAAAGUACAGUUAUCCCUCAACUUAUGACCAGAACUGAACCUCCAAGUUUACAUGGCUAAGCAAGAUGGCUGUUAAGUGAGCUUUGUCCCAUUCUAUGACCUUUCUUGCCACCGUUGUUACGGGAAUCACAGCAGUGGUUUACAACAUGAUUGCUAAACCAACCUUCUAUGCAUGUCCAAUUUCUUAAGUGAGUUGAGAGGGGCUUGCAAAGGAUAGCUAAUGUUCAUCAAAGUGCUAGAAUUAUGUGCUAAGGGUACACAUUUGGAUGGCAGAUAGAAUAAACAUGAAGGAGAAGAGGAAGACGGGGGUUAAUUUUAGGAGAAUUCUAGGCUAGUAUUUUCCCUUGACUAUGCUUAUCAGGUCACAAAACACAAUUGUGUGACCCUGGAACAUUGCAAUGGUCAUAAAUACAUGCCAGUUGCCAAGCACCCGAAUUUUGAUCAGGUGACCACGGGAAGGCUUGCAACGGCUGUGUGAAAAAUGGCCAUAAUUCCCUUUUUUUCAGUGCCAUUGUUAACUUCCAAUGGCCACUAAACAAAUGAUUGUAAAUCAAGGACUAUGUUCUUUUUAAAAGAAAGGCAUGUCUUUACUGAAAACCAGCCAUUUGCUUCAAGCACUUUGCCACCUCCAGAUCUUAAAAGAAACACAGGGAGAGUGACCGAGGCAUUUGAAGUUGACAUGUUAUAAGAAAGACCAAGUUUGAACGCUUCAUGUUUUAUUCUUUUCCUCUUUGUUGUACCGAGAUGGCUUCCUCUUCCUUCUUCUUUCUCAUCCACUCAUUUCUUCACGGUUAGAUUUAAAGCAUCAGGCAAUGCAAACCUUCCACUGUAGACCCCAAUGGAAGGAUGGUGUUCAUAGAAAAAGAUUUUUUUUUAAGAGGAAAAAAGAAAAGUGUACAUACCAAACAUCAGCGUUACCAAUAAAGAAAGAAAAC
Notechis scutatus (mainland tiger snake) is the source of this 3540-nucleotide messenger RNA. Lineage: Eukaryota; Metazoa; Chordata; Lepidosauria; Squamata; Elapidae. The record is from RefSeq and is a predicted model, not a curated record.